This is a messenger RNA of Caenorhabditis remanei, 1374 nucleotides long. RefSeq lists its product as uncharacterized. The record is from RefSeq and is a predicted model, not a curated record. NCBI's taxonomy places the organism in Eukaryota, Metazoa, Nematoda, Chromadorea, Rhabditida, Rhabditidae. The coding region runs from base 1 to 1374 and encodes 457 amino acids. The transcript has 3 exons.
AUGGUUGGAAGCAAUGGAUUCUCAAAGUAUCCCCUGAGCUCUGGAGGAUCUUCUUAUUCUGGAGGAGGAAGCAGCUCAUCUGGAGGAUCUUCUUAUUCUAGCGGCGGAGACACUGCUUCAGCAUCAAGCUAUUCUGGAUCUGGAGGAGACACUUCCUCUUCAUCGGCUGGAGGUGGAGGAUACUCUAGCGGAGGAGGAGGUGAGACUGCUUCAUCUGGAGGAGGAUACUCAUCUGGAGGGGAAACCUCAUCUGGAGGAGACACCUCAUCUUCAUCAUCCGGAGGAUACUCCAGCGGAGGUGAUACAUCAUCCAGUGGAGGAGAAUCAACAUCUGGAGGAGACUCAUCAUCAUCAGGAGGAUAUUCUGGAGGGAGUGAUUCAUCGUCGAGCUCAUCUUCCUCUUCUGGUGGAUAUUCUUCAGGAGGAGGCGGCGAUGCUGGAGCUUCAACAGGAGGAGAAUCAUCGUCUUCAGGAGGAUAUUCUGGAUCUUCAUCUAGCGGAGGAGAAUCAGCCGGAGGUUACUCUGGAGGAUCAUCUGAACCAGCACCAGCACCAGAAGCCGCACCAGCACCAGAACCAGCACCAGAAGCAGCUCCAGAAGCAGCACCAGCACCUGAAGCCGCUCCAGCUCCAUCUGGUGGGUACUCAGGCGGAGGAUCCGAAACUGCAGCAGCUGCACCAUCAGGAGGAGACUAUUCCAGCAGCUCAGGAGGAGCUGAAGCCGCACCAGCCGCACCAUCCGGUGGAUAUUCUGGAGGAGGCUCCGAAUCAGCAGCGCCUUCCGCGCCAGAAGCAGCUCCAGCUGCUGGAGGCUAUUCUGGAGGAGGAGGUGACGCUGGAGCAGCUACUGGAGGCAGCAACUACUCUGGAGGUGGAGAACCCGCUCCAGUACCCCCACCACCACCACCACCGGCACCAGAACCAGCCCAGACAUACUCGGGAGCCGGAGGAGACGCUGGAGCCGCCGCACCAGCACCAUCAGGCGGAGAUGCGUCAGCAGGAGGAUACAAUGGAGGAGCUGCCGGAGGAGGAGCACCAAAUGGAGCCAACUAUGAUGAGGCACAAGAAGAUGUAGAAGAAUAUGAAGGAGGAGCAACUGGAUUCAGAAACAGAAGAUUCUCAAAGGGAGGAACUGCUGAUGAUACCCCAAUCUGUAACUCAGUUAGACUCAGGAAGCUCAUCAGACAGAGUCUUACCGAGGAUCCAGAAUCCUCAAUGCAACGUCUUGCCCAACGUGUCAAGUCUCGACUCGUCAGCGGGGAAUUCUACGUGGCUUGCGGUGAACAAGGACUCUCUCCAAUCGCUGGAGAGAACCGUGAGCACUGCUUCAUCAAGACCGACACAUUCGCUUGUUAUGUCCUCAGAAAAGCCUAA